ACUGUCGUUGUUCCGUAGAAGAAGCUGGAAUUAUGCACUGUCGAUGCUGGACCUUCGAUUCAGCUUUUGUCUCACAUAAAUUUUGUUUUUGAGCGCCGCAGCUCUUCAAAAGUGCUCCCCUUUUCUCAGUCUCAGCUUUUUUUGGGGGUCUGUAACUGCUCGGUGGUGGCCUCUCUUUUCUUGCCUCUCCCUUUCUUUUCUGUGGUGAAGUUUAAAUUCCCGCUUUGAUCGCAUUUUUUAACGGAUCUGACGGCUUCUGAUGAUUACCGACAGUUUCUCCUUUUUUGGCCUCUCCUUCCUAUAUAUAUUUUUCCUUCGCUUUUACUUUUCUGCUCCGUUCACUGUCACUGAUGCAGCGAAGCUUGAUAGAACAUGUCCUGAUUUCAGCUUGUGUAGGCCAGAAGCCUAGUCUUCUUCUUUUCCCUUGCUCUAAACAGAUCGCUAAUUGUGUUCGUGUUUUGUUCUGGGUUUGCCAGCAGAGUCCACCCAACUAUGAUGAAUUAGACACCCCGUACAUAAUGGCGACGGAAGUCAAUCAAACUUAUUUUUCAUGGUCACAAGGAGGGUCAACUGAACGGGAUGGUCCUCAAGGAGUAUCUGUAUCUCAGACACUUGAUCAUGGUUCCAUUUCCUUCGGAAGAUUUGAGUUAGAGUCACUAUCGUGGGAGAAGUGGUCCGUAUUUACUAAUGACAGACGCAAUGAAGAAUUUGGAAAAUUCAAUGGUUUAGUCGCUCAGAAAAAGGCUUAUUUUGAAGAGUAUUACAAGAAGAUCAGGGAACUAAAGGCUUCACAGCAGCAAAACCAGCAAACUGAACUUAUUCUGGAAUACAGUGGUGAUGGUAGCGACUCUAGCCAGACAGCAGAAGAUGAGCAGGGUGCUGAUCUUGAAACUCCCACUGGAUCUGGAGCUGCUGUGGAUGUUUAUGUGGAAGAAGCUCUGCAUGAAACUAUGUCAGAGCACGGACUGCAGUGCUAUGAUGACCAAGGAAACGAAAACUUCGAUACAGAAUUUUCCUCAUCUAAUCUUUCUUCAUCAGGUGUUCUGCAGCAAACUGAUGUUAGAGGAGCUGUUCGUGGUAGCAGUUCUACCAGUAAAAUGGAUGCAGGGAAGAAGAAUGCUGGUUCUGUUCAUGGUGAUACUAGAACCACAUAUGAAGCUGCAAGGACUCCUAGAAGAAUUAUUGAGAAAGACUCCAGGCUCAGACACAGUCCCAAGAUAAUACCCAAAUCCAUCAAAACCCUUUCAAAAAGUGCUAUGGACUACACUAGUGAGAGGCCUGGUUCAAUGAAGCCCAAUACAAGUAUGAACCAGAAGGCUAAGCUGGUGCAAAGGUCAAGUGCAGCAGCCCAGAAGAUGUGUGGCCCUACAGAAGGGAGCAAGCAUACAGGUCUCAGAAGACCUUCCUCAGCAGGUGCGCGACGGCCCUCUACUGGAGACCGACAUGCAAUUGCCAAGGAGAAUUCACAAUUGCCUGCAGUUGUUUCCACCCCACGACGACCUUCCACUGCUGAGAGACGCCCAGUCACCCGAGAUCGUGCACAGAAGGAAGCCAAUGUCACCACACCACGUCGACCUUCUACUUCUGAAAGACUCCCCGUCAAAAGAGAAAAUGCAGCGAAGCAUAAUGAUAUUUCCGCUGUACGUCGACCCUCUACAGGAGAGAGGCGUGCUAUUACUAGAGAUAGUGUUGUGAGAACGGAUGUGAAGACGCCUAGUAAGGCAAGAGCAACUGUGGCUCAUCCGAAGGGUGAAACAACUACAGUGGGUAAUACGAAAAAGGCUGUCACUCCCAAUGCUGCUAGAAGUGGCAAGCUGGAAACAAAAAGCAAUAACAACAGACUGAAGGGACCUUCAGUAUUGGACAGCCAUUCUACUAGGUCAAAAAGAAUGGACUUGCAAGCAUCUGGCAAGCAGAAAUCGAGUUCUGUUAACCUUCCUCCAAGGAAAAUUUUCAGUUCUACUGCCGGAGAACCAGCAGUUGAAACCAUUUCUAGGUCAAAAAAGAAAGAGGGCGUUCAGGCGACAGUGCAAUCUCGAGCAUCCACUUCAAAGAGAACAACUCCUUUGCAGACUGGAAACUUAAAGGCGAGGGCUCCAAAUCCACCAGCACCGCCUGCGCCACCUCCACCACGUCGGACAUCACGAAUGAUAAGCAAACCAACUGGUGCCUCAUCGAUUGUCGGAAGAAAGCCAAAGGCUUCAGCACCACAAUGGCACUGAUGCAGUGUAGAGCAGGAAAAGCCGUUCAGUCUAGUGGCCUGCAGAACAUGAUGGAUCUGAGCGACGUCAUUACUUGCCUUCCUUUGUAUGGUGUACCUCAGUAUCUGUAAAAAAUCUCAGUACCUCCGUUGGCCCGUCUCUUCCGUCUCUUCCUUUGCAGAGCAGCUAGUCCCGAAGUGUAGUCUAGUGUAUGUAGUCGCGCGUAUCAUAUCCACCGGUGCCUAGUUUCGUUGUCCACAAGGAACUUAGAACAGUGUAAAUACCUGGAAAUAAAUUCGCGGUUUAGCUAAAGUAAGUUUCAGCCCAAAAUUUGUGAACAUCUAUGUAUGUCAUUAGCAAUGGAAGCCCUCUUUUCUCUUUCUUAGUUCUUUUUUUUUUGUCGGAUUCUUCUUUUUUUUGUUGUUGAAAGGGUUAUUGGCAACCUUUUGAUUCUAAGAUGAA
Sorghum bicolor (sorghum) is the source of this 2663-nucleotide messenger RNA. RefSeq names its product protein WVD2-like 7. The record is from RefSeq and is a predicted model, not a curated record. The transcript has 10 exons. Bases 351 to 2222 code for a protein of 623 amino acids. Lineage: Eukaryota; Viridiplantae; Streptophyta; Magnoliopsida; Poales; Poaceae.